UAAGCCGUGAUCGGAGAAGAGAAGGGUGUGGUAGCAAAUAGCAAUGAUUAGUCGGUGAAAGAAUACACGUAACGAUUACUGAGAGAGAGCCAAGAAAUCCGGGAUAUUUUGAUUGAGAGAUGAAAGCGAUCCUCAGAAGCCCGAAGCCAUUCGUAGAAUUCGUGGUUCCGAUUAUGCCAUGCCUCUCGCCUCACAUUCCUUAAUUUCAUCUACUUUUCCCCAAAUCUCUAUUUUCGUCUUUCGCUGCUUCAACUCCUCACCACUUCGCCUAAGUUCAUUACUCCCUCACCAGAAGGGAACAGUAUCAUGGUUCAACCAUGCUAACGGUGAAUGCUCCCAGAGCUAUUCUAAAGUGCCAUUCACAUCAAGAUUCAGCACCAUCACUGCACCAAACUUAUAAUUAUUAUAAAACAAAUAAUGUUAAUUUUAUAAUAAAUUGCAAUUCUGCUUUUCCUAAACCACCUUCUGCUACUCCCUGUGGCAAUAUAUUUCAUAGUUCCUCCUUCUCCGGCAAGUGCGAUAAGCACCACAAGAGCCUUCAUCUAUGGCACUGCGGGUUGCACGAUUCCAUCUCAUCGGAGGAUGAAUAUCGAUCCUCGCGCAACAUAGCAAUCAGCUUGUUUAGGCGUUACCGGAACUUCAUUGAUCGUGGUGGAGGUGACAAUCUAAAAGAGUUCAUCACUGCGGGGGUAAAUGCGUAUGCACUUGGAUGCACUGAUGAAGGAUUGAGGAAAGAGCUUACUGAUAUAAAGGACUCUGGCACUGAAAUUGAAGCAAUGUCAAGUUACGGUGGAAGCACCAGCUUGAAAUCUAAGAUCAUCUCAGAGGAGGUUGAUGAGUGCAUUUUUUGGUUAAGCAUUAUAUUCAUCACAAUCUUGUGUACACCACAACCAACUAUUGUUAGAUGGUCAUCGACGCCUCCAGUGUCAGAUGAAGUGAGACUCCAGUGGAAAGGCUUCUGUGCUCUUAUAGCGAAUGCAUAUUAUAUGAAGGGAAUGGCUUGGCUUCCGGUAAAGACUCUUCAACUUGAACAAACAGCUGUGAUGGGUCAAGCUGAGGAACCAUCGGUUGUUGCUAGCCGGAUGAGAUUAGUCUUUAGCACACUUGAGGUAGUGAGUCCACAGUGGCCAAGAGUAUAGAAGCGCCAAAAAAACUCAACUGGUAUCCCAGCAACUUACCCUCCUCAGUUCCCACCACCCACCCUCCCCUCUUCUUCCCAGAAAAGAGUAUAUAGUAAAGAAAAAAAAAAAUUCUCCUGUAGUCCACCUAGGUGGAAUGUGCUUUACUUUGUAUAUUUAAUAGACUAAUAUAUGAUAUAUAAUGCCUUCUAUGUGCUAGCCUCA
Messenger RNA from Arachis ipaensis, 1343 nucleotides. Its product is annotated as orotidine 5'-phosphate decarboxylase. The record is from RefSeq and is a predicted model, not a curated record. NCBI's taxonomy places the organism in Eukaryota, Viridiplantae, Streptophyta, Magnoliopsida, Fabales, Fabaceae.